Messenger RNA from Oreochromis aureus, 4654 nucleotides. RefSeq names its product casein kinase 1, gamma 2b (gene csnk1g2b). The transcript is spliced from 12 exons. Gene Ontology annotation, biological process: positive regulation of canonical Wnt signaling pathway; endocytosis; peptidyl-serine phosphorylation. The record is from RefSeq and is a predicted model, not a curated record. Gene Ontology annotation, cellular component: nucleus; plasma membrane; cytoplasm. Bases 807 to 2156 code for a protein of 449 amino acids. Gene Ontology annotation, molecular function: protein serine/threonine kinase activity; ATP binding. NCBI's taxonomy places the organism in Eukaryota, Metazoa, Chordata, Actinopteri, Cichliformes, Cichlidae.
AAAGCAACCGGUCUGGUCUGGAGCACGUAGUCGGGGAGCUACGAUCGCCUGAUGUUUCUGCUUAUUCACCAAAGCGGUUGCGCCGGUUUCCCAGCGUAGCGCCGUGUGGCGUGAGCCCGGGUGACGCUGUGCUGAGGGAGGCUUAAAGAGACAACAGUGAAAUCAUAGCAACUUGAGGACAAGAGGCACCAGACGAGGAAGAUAGCGACGAACGCAGAACCAUGACUUCGACUGCAUUUCGAUAGCGAACAUUUGAAGAUAACAAACCGACAUCGCCCCAGACUGUUUGUUUCUGCUGUCGGUGUAAUUCCGGGUUGCCCACUAAGCUGUGGCCCUGCAUCAUGGAGAGUGUCCAGAGUGUCACUGAAGGCUGACCAGAAGGAAUGAGGCACUCCAGGAGAUGUUCCCAAGUGGCCUUGUGGAUGCAGUAGUUGCGUUUCCGAGUGCUUUUUUUAUGACUAGUGUUGCAUGUGUGUGUUUGGACACAUCCUAACACCACCUGCCUAUUUGUCAGGCGGGUACAUGAUGCUCUGAGACUGGAGUGGAGAAACGCACAACAAAGAAGCCCCUGUGGUAUAUGAAGAAAAAGGGAAAAAGCUGUCCAAUAGACACACGGGUCCAUUCGGCUGCAGUUUUGGCUCAUUUAAGUGUCUUCUGAACCGCUUCGCAUUUUAACAGCAACACCUUUCCUCUGUCCUGUGAGACUUCUCCCUCCCCCUCCCUAAAACAGUCUCCAUUGUCAUUGGAGUUUCUAUGGUUUGCAUGGCUGGAAAAUAACCGUGGAGAGGCCAGGGUAUCACAAGCUUAUGGAUUUUGACAAGAGAGGGGGCAAGGGAGAGACAGAGGAAGGGAAAAAGAUGUCUAAGACAACAAGCAGCAGGACUGGACAUGGGGGCAGGAGUACAGGGAGCAAUUCUGGAGUUCUUAUGGUUGGUCCAAACUUCCGCGUGGGUAAAAAAAUUGGCUGCGGAAACUUUGGAGAACUGCGGCUGGGAAAAAAUCUCUAUACUAACGAAUAUGUGGCCAUCAAAUUGGAACCUAUAAAAUCCAGGGCGCCGCAGCUCCAUUUGGAGUAUAGAUUUUACAAACAGUUGGGGAAUUCAGAGGGAAUCCCUCAGGUGUACUACUUUGGUCCUUGUGGGAAAUACAAUGCCAUGGUGCUGGAGCUGCUUGGGCCCAGUCUAGAGGACCUGUUUGACCUCUGUGACCGCACCUUCUCUCUCAAGACUGUCCUCAUGAUAGCCAUACAGCUGAUAACACGGAUGGAGUAUGUCCACACCAAGAGUCUGAUCUACAGAGAUGUGAAGCCUGAAAACUUUCUUGUUGGGCGGCCAGGAAGCAAGAGGCAGCACACCAUCCACAUCAUUGACUUUGGUCUGGCCAAAGAAUACAUAGACCCCGAGACCAAAAAACACAUCCCCUAUCGGGAGCACAAGAGUCUGACUGGGACGGCACGCUACAUGAGCAUUAACACACACCUGGGAAAGGAACAAAGCAGAAGGGACGAUUUGGAGGCCUUGGGUCACAUGUUCAUGUACUUCCUUCGAGGCAGCCUUCCCUGGCAAGGCCUAAAGGCCGACACCUUGAAGGAGAGGUAUCAGAAAAUUGGAGACACCAAACGAGCAACGCCGAUUGAAGUCCUUUGUGAAAGUUUCCCUGAAGAGAUGGCCACCUACCUGCGCUAUGUGAGGAGGCUGGAUUUUUUUGAGAAGCCGGAUUACGAUUACUUGAGGAAGCUCUUCACUGAUCUGUUUGAUAGGAACGGCUACGUCUUCGACUACGAAUACGACUGGGUCGGCAAAUCGCUCCCCACGCCGAUAGGCCCCAUCCCCAGUGACACGCCCGUGCAGCCCAGCAGCAGAGACAAAGCACAACAGCAGACCAAAAACCCGUCGCCUGAGCCCAAAGGAAGUGAGUCUCAGCCCACUCCCGUGACCAAUAAGGAGACUCUGGGGUCGCACCUCACAGCUGAGCGGCUGGGGGGCUCUGUUCAGGUGAUGAGCUCAACAAAUGGCGAGCUGAACACUGAUGAUCCCACAGCCGGACACUCCAACGCUCCCAUCACCGCUCCCACCGAGGUUGACGUACCUGACGAAACCAAGUGCUGUUGUUUCUUCAAAAGGAGGAAGAGGAAAGCGCUCCAGAGGCACAAGUGAAAGAAGAGAACAGAGAGAACUUGAAACAUUGUGGUCACUGUCAAGUUUUAAAUGGAAGCAACUACACAGACUCCCCCACCCACCCCACCGCCCAUUAUCUCUUUCCAGCUACCCCCCCUCCCCUCACCUCCUUACUCCUUUCAUUCCCCGCUGUCACCAUGUACCUCCCUGCUUGAGUUCUCUCUCUCUCUGUCUCUCGAUCCCAGCGCUCCCCGGCGAGUAAAAGGAAUGUUGCAGUCACAGCGACUCCACAACAGACUCCUGAUUCCUUUACAGAUGAAAAAUAAACAAACCUGCAUCACCACAUGAGGGCAGUGUGAGGGGGAGGGGCUCGAGAAAAACGUUUAAAAAAACAAACAAAAAAAAAAAAGCUGUAACAAUGAAACUCGAAUACCGUGGCGUGAAUAUGAAAAAAGAUACUGUUUGAAACAGUUGUUGUAUUCUAGAUUCCAUAAAGAACGUGUGUUGUUCGAACAGUCAGCUGUUGAUCAGGGCAAACCAUUCAAGUGGUUCGAGUGCAAGAAAUCUGCUCCUUUAUUAGGAAAUUGUUAAUUUUAUUUUCUUUGGUGUGUCUUUUUUUGGGAUCAAGGUGAAAGAGGAAAAGGUGAACUAUGCUGAUGUUAAAUGUGAGCGACACAGGAAGCAUUUCAUCUAUAAAUCAGAAUCUGGAGGAUUUUUAUGUAUUUUUUCUUCCUCUUUGUUUUUUUUUGUUUUUUUUUUUUUGUAAAUGAAUCCUCAGUUUUCAAAGUCAAAUCCCUGCAUUGAAAACUUAUUUUUAUGUUGUAGUGUUCUCAAGUUCAAUUCUUUCCUGACUCUGGCUUUCUUUUAUUUUGUUUUGUCUGUCGACGCGGACUUUGUAGCACAGUCACUGGCCUCAGGUACUGUGGAAGAAUGAGAGGAACCGAUAUUAAGCUCUCUUAUUAUUAUUGCACUUUUUGGAGGAAAAAAACAAUUACAGUGGAAAACUUUAGGUUUGAAAUUAACAAUUAAGGAAACAACUUAAUAAAGACUGAUCUAGGAAGAGUCCUUCACAAUGCUUAUAUCUGAGUUAUGGCUGAAAAAUGUUGUGGAUUCUCAUGAAAAGAAAAGGAGAUGUCUUUUUUUGAUUUUUAUUUCUUACAUCAAAAAUAAUUUACCAGGAAAUCAUAGUUUGUGCCUUUCUAAGUAAAAUGUUUAAAGCUCAAGUGAGUGUCCCGCAAUGACAUUUUAUCUAAUCUGACCCUAAUGCUCACUGGAUUACUCUGUGUGUGUGUGUGUGUGUGUGUGUGUGUGUGUGUGUGUGUGUGUGUGUGUGUGUGUGUGUGUGUGUGUGUGUGUGUGUGUGUGUGUGUGUGUGUUCCCAAAUCUGGAGGUUUUGCAGGCAGAUGACUCUGUGCACAUCCCUGUCAGUCACUUAUAAGUCAGUAUACAUCUUUCUGUCUCCUGCUGUAACGCCACAUCUGUACAGUGGUGGCGGUUUGGCGUGUGUGCUGUGCCACCUCAGCAAGACGCAACGGGCAACAACCCACAUCUGCUGCCUCGGCGUACAUCGGUGCCAAACAUUUCUUCAACAGCUUUGAAGAUUAUCAGAAAGAUUUUCCCUUUAAUUUUUACGUUGCAUUUCCUGUAAAAGUGAGAGGAGGGAAAAAAGUUGAAAUUCCUCUGGAUUUGUGAAAAAACCCACAAUGCAUCUUCACAGCUUCACCCUCUGCUGUAAUCAGUGGAACCUCUUUUUGGUUUUGAUGAGCCGUCUUGCUGUCACGAAUUGUGGCCUGCUCCUUUAAGGACACGAUCGAGCCUUCCUACCGGUAUGAUUGUUGUUGCACAGGGCUGAUCAUGUGAUUGAUGACGAAGUGAAAGGCACGACACGUCACAGUUUCGGUUUACAAAAAGUGAUCUUGCUCAUUAAUGUGGGUGGUAUCAAAGAAUUUUACGGGAUGCUCAAGAUUUAGUGUUUUCAUUUAAACCAAACAACCUCGGGAUGUAUUUAAAGUCACACGAGACAUUUGGAUCGACGACACAAGUCGAUCAGCUUCUUAUGAAUUAAUGUUUUACCUUCUCAGUUUAGUGAUUUAUUUUGAAAGGGGAGAUAAAUGUGUGUCUGAGCAGGUUUCGGAAGACAAAUGUGCUUAAAUAACCCACCAGGUGAAGUCAGAGGAGCCAGCUGUCUGUAGUCACAGUGUUGUCGUGGCUUCAUUAGACAGCGUGCGCUGCAAUAACCCAAACGCAGAGCAAAGGUGUGACUCGGGGUGAUCAGGUGCGCUGUUGACGCCCAAGACUUUCCCCCCUUUUAGGCCCUGAGGUCACUCUUUUAAAAGUUGGGUGGGAACCUGGCUUUGCAAAAUCACCGCGUUUAUUAAUUUUAUAAUUCAGGUUUUGUUUUGUUUUUCUGGAGAUGGCAGGGUUGACCCAUGUAAAUUCUGCUCUCCGUCUCUUAGUGUACCUACUUGCAUUAUGUAUUUGUAAAUAUGACAACGACAGAUCUCUAAUUGUGAAUAAAGCAAAGUUUUAUCACAGGA